Molecule: messenger RNA, 420 nt
Organism: Eucalyptus grandis
Lineage: Eukaryota; Viridiplantae; Streptophyta; Magnoliopsida; Myrtales; Myrtaceae
Exons: 1
Coding region: 1-420 (139 amino acids)
Cellular component (GO): plasma membrane
Molecular function (GO): protein phosphatase 1 binding; protein phosphatase regulator activity
Source: RefSeq, a predicted model, not a curated record
AUGCCUGGAGGUUAUAACCAGGACGGACCCGACCAAGGGAUGGCGAUUCUUGCUGGCAGGGCUGCUUUCAAAGCCUUUGUGAUUUCUAACACAACAGCGUUUGGUUUCUCAAUCCUGGCAUUAUUCUUACAAUUCGAUACUUGUUUCGUGAGCGAUAGGCUACGGGUAAGAUACGCCAAGGUCGCAUCCUAUAGCAUGUACGUUGCCAUACUUGCGAUGGUGCUGGCCUUUGCUACUGCUACAUAUCUUGUAUUGUCCAAGGACACCGGGCUCCGAAUCGUCCCUUUUGUGGUGUCUGGAGGUCUCGUGACUAUGUACGUCAUCGGUGGUUUCCUUGACCCUGAAGCUCCGUUUUGGUGGCUAAGUAGCACUCCUAGACGAUACGUCCGAAACUUAUUGUUUGAUUAUGGGAUACUCUAG